GGCGGCUAUGGUAUGAGACCUUUCGACUUCCGGCUCAUCGUUCGUCUAAACAAUUGAACCUUCCUCUCUGUUUUGUGCUGCUGCACAUUUCUCGGGUCCAAAUUCGCGUUCGGCGAUACUUGUAGUGAUCGAUGUACUUUCCUACCUCGGCGGCGAGGCAGUUAUUGACCGUUCCUGCUUUACCUGAUGUCAUCCCCGAACAUGUCCUCUGCUUCGAAGCUAGCCCGCGCAAGUCCCUAUUCUGCACCCUCACAAGAAGUUCUUUGACUGUUUGGCGCGUCCGACCUUCUGCCCCGCUGGCCCACAUUUCGAGGUCAGAAACCUCUCUCAUCGAGCAUGGAGAUAAUACGGCGGUGACGUGGUCGCCAGAUGGGAGUAGGAUCGUCAUACAGACUACAAAGUCGUAUUUGGUCUUGGUCACGGUCGAUUAUGUUCCAGAUGCGUCGGUAUACCAGCCAUCACUUAUGGGUCCGGGUGUGCAGCGCAACUUCUUGCCGGGUCCAGGAGAGGGCAUACCACUACAGUCACUAAGCUUAGCACUCGAAGGAGUGAUAUGUGCUGAGGGACAGGUUCUCAGCGUUUCACCGCGUAAACACUACAUCAUCUUUUCAACUAGUUCACCGCCUGCUGUACAACGCAUACCAUGGCCAGUAUACGAUGAGACAGAAAUUGAGGAGGAGACGGCACGCAGGUCGCUCAUGGGUCAUGACACUUGGGUUUUGAAUGAUCAAGAGUUGCCUUGGCUUAUAGAUCCUGAUGUCACCGUUACGAAGGUCCUUCACUCAAUAUCGGGAGUGGAAAGCUGGAUCACGUCUGACGGGAGAGCAUAUUUUGUCCGCUUGCAAGAAAGUAGACGUUCAGAAAAUGUUUCCGAGCUUGGUGAGGAAGAGACCGACAAAAGUUCAACGUCGAACCAAGCUAACGGAACAUCCAGAACAUCAACUGAAAGUUCUAGCUCGCAGUUGCACUACCAUUGGGAAGGCACGUGUAUCCAUAACUUUGACGUGCCGCGUUGGGUGCAAAAGCAGCGCAGUACCAAUGAUGGCAGCGGAGGAUCGUCGUCAACCUACAUUGAACCUCGUCGGGCAGUGGCCAUAGCUGUGAACACGAGGUUCUCGCUCGUUUCAAUUGGCACUCAAAGCGGUUCCAUUGAAUUCACAAGUUUCCCAACUCAGGAUGGGCCCACACCCGCUCCGAAAGUUGUGGAGGUACCGAACCCGUAUAAUCGUUCGAGUGGUUCUGUGACUGCGAUGGAGUGGAGUUCGGAUGGAUAUGUGCUAGCUGUUGGGUGGAUACAUGGCUGGGCAAUAUUCAGCGUCGGUGGACGAUGUCUUGCAUCCGGAUUUGGCGUCGAAGAUCGCAUUGAUGGCGACAAGUUUCAAGAUACCUUCAUGCACGCGGUCGAGGACCUUUUCUGGGCACCAGGAAACUUUGAGCUAAUUGUUCUAACUCCCUCCGGAAUAAAACCGGACGGUCAGAUUUUUGUUCUGCCAUUUGCUAAAAGCGCAACGACAUGUCAACAUUCUCCAGACAACACUCGUUACGCGUUUCUGCAAAUGGAUGAUCGAGCGCUGGUAUACCGAGGUGCUGACCAGCCUGACAUGAGCGUGAUCAACCCAGAGUCAGAUGUGUGGCAGCACAUCAAAAUACCUCAAUCCUACCUGGCAACAAAUUGGCCUAUAAAAUAUUCGGCACUCAGCAGUGAUGGGCGAUUGAUUGCCAUUGCCGGGCGGCGAGGUCUGGUACAUUACAGCUCGACCUCAGGCAGAUGGAAAAUAUUCUCGAACAUUGCCCAAGAGCAGGCGUUCACAGUGAAAGGGGGACUUCUAUGGUUCCACCAUGUUCUGAUUGCUGCGGUGGAAAUUUCCAAGUCAUAUCAGAUACGGCUCUACUCCAGAGACAUGGAUCUAAGCAAUCAAAAUGUGCUCCACCGCGAAAUCUUAACGUCACCAGUGGUCAUUCUGUCGUUGGUCGACAAUUCACUGCUGGUCUAUACUGCCGACAACAUGCUCAGCCACUAUUUGAUUAUACCAACUGCUGACACAAUCAAGCUCCAUCUGUGCGGAAGCAUCACAUUUGACGGAAUCAUUGCCUCGCCUAGCGCAGUGAGGGCAUUGAGCUGGAUGAUCCCGAAUGCUCAGAAACGACUCGGUGACCCUGUGGAUGACCUCGCAGUCGCAACUGUAUUGAUGGUGGUUGGUGGUCAGUUGGUGCUAUUGCGUCCCAGAAAGUCCGGUAACCAAGAGGUGAAUUACGACCUGCAAAUCUUCGCAGAACGCAUCGAAUUCUGUUGGAUACAUCUCCGUGGUAUUGGUGCGCUCGAGAAUUCACUCUGGGGCUACGAUGGACAGAACAUACGAGUGUGGCUAAAUGCACUUGCCAUUGAGUCGUCGGGGUCUGCCGAUGAACCUUCAAGCGUUAAGGAAAGUGUGAGCAUACCAUUGGACUUCUACCCUUUGUCUGUUCUCAUGGACAAGGGAAUCAUCAUUGGCGCGGAGCACGAGGCCGCAACGAGAAUGAACCUCUCAUUUGUAAUGUUCAGACAUGCCACGAGUUCCCAUCUUUUCCUGCACCAUGUCCUCCGUUACCAUCUGGAAUCCGGGCAAGUGAAGGAAGCAGUGACGCUUGCCAAACACUAUCAGCAUCUGGUCUUCUUCGCACAUGCAUUAGAAAUACUGCUACAUACAGUCGUGGAGUCUGAGGCCACCACAGACUCAGAAGAUACUUCAACAAACGCGUCGCCUGAGUCUGGUACACUCGCGGCAGUGAUAGCGUUUCUUGAUCACUUCGACGCCUCCUUAGAUGUCGUCGUCGGAUGUGCUCGGAAAACUGAAAUGACCAGAUGGAAGCGUCUCUUUAGCAUUGUUGGGAACCCACACGCACUCUUUGAGACGUGUUUAGCGUCCAAACGGCUGAAGACAGCAGGUUCAUAUUUGUUGGUGCUGCAUAAUCUUGAGCAGCUCGAUGAGAACAAUAAAGAUGCCGUCCGCUUGCUGAACUGUGCUGUGAAAGCGCAGGACUGGCAACUUUGUCGGGAACUCUUGCGGUUCUUGCAUUCAAUCGAUGACACGGGGAAGGCGCUCAGGCAUGCCUUGUCGGAGACAUCUCUGGUAACCCAGAAAGGCGUCAUUGUACCUUAGGUUUUGAUUUCCAGUAGACAUGGGAGUAGGUUGUUUGUAGCGUGUGCAGCUGCAAGAGUUUCAGAGCAAUACAUAUAUCACAUACCCUGCAGCUGCGCAUUGCCCCAUAGAAUGUACGUAAAAACUGUCUCGUGACGAAUUGACACGAUAAUCAUAUGAUACCGCCGCGUUGCAGGCAGUGCCAGACCGACUCGGAUAA
This is a messenger RNA of Suillus clintonianus, 3339 nucleotides long. RefSeq names its product RIC1-domain-containing protein. Bases 132 to 3140 code for a protein of 1002 amino acids. Gene Ontology annotation, cellular component: Golgi membrane; Ric1-Rgp1 guanyl-nucleotide exchange factor complex; cytosol. Gene Ontology annotation, biological process: intracellular protein transport; retrograde transport, endosome to Golgi. The record is from RefSeq and is a predicted model, not a curated record. The transcript is spliced from 18 exons. NCBI's taxonomy places the organism in Eukaryota, Fungi, Basidiomycota, Agaricomycetes, Boletales, Suillaceae.